GCGGGAGACCGUCCCCUCCGGAGCGGGCCCGGAAGGGCGGACGAGUGACUGGCUACCUCCCUCGGGGAGUGGCCCCUGGGCGGGCCCCUGCUGGGCUGGGCUGAGUCGGCGGCGGCGGCUCCGCGGCGUCUCGCUCGCCUUCAGUCCGAGGUGGGGGUUAGCUUUGGAGGUUCCCUAGUCGAAGGGGUGAGUUCACUAUCCGCAGUGAGCCUCUUUCUUCUCCUACUCGGUCUGUCACAGUGGCCCAGAGGCCGCGAUUAGCUUCCGGCUCCGUGACAGCUGCACGCCUGGCUGGCCUGGGCGAACCGAGGGGCUCGGAGACCUUCAGCCACGCGGGGUCGGGCGAUGAGCAGUCAGAAAUCAUCUCCGCUUUGGCCCACGCCUGCUCCCCAGUGACAGCCGCCCGCCCCAUUCGCGUCUAGUUAGCGCCCGCCGCAGGGUUUCGCGCUCGACUUUGAGGUGUCACCCAUGCGGAAAUUGGGGGAACCACAUGGAAUUGGGUAGGGAUGAAAGGACGAAGCAGGAUUUGGGGGCUCCGGCCUUAAGUGUAGAUUAAAUGGAGAAAAGGCUGCAUAAAAGAAAAAGACCUGGUAAGGAAGAAGCAUUUACUACACUUGUCAACAGUGGUCAAAGGCCCUGCAAACACACCCACAGAAGAAGAAGAAAAAUAUUUCUCAGCUGGGGCAGAUUUGUGGAUGUUUACUAACAGGUCAGCAGAUUAAUUUAAAAUAGAGAAAUAGAGGGCUAAUUGAGAGUUGCUUAAGAUUUCCAUGCUGUCUGGGAGAGCCCAUCAACUUCAAACACUGCUGUGGAGCUGUCCCUUUCCCCCCAACACAUCGCUUGACAUCUGAAGAAGUAUUUGAUAUGGAUGGGAUACCCAGGGUUGAUGUUCUGAAGAAUCACUUAGUAAAAGAAGGUCGCGUAGAUGAAGAAAUUGCACUUAGAAUUAUCAAUGAGGGUGCUGCCAUCCUUCGGAGAGAAAAAACCAUGAUAGAAGUAGAGGCUCCAAUUACAGUGUGUGGUGACAUCCAUGGCCAAUUUUUUGAUCUGAUGAAACUUUUUGAAGUAGGAGGAUCACCUGCUAAUACACGAUACCUUUUUCUUGGUGAUUAUGUGGACAGAGGUUAUUUUAGUAUAGAGUGUGUCUUAUAUUUAUGGGUCCUGAAGAUUCUCUAUCCAAGCACAUUAUUUCUACUACGAGGCAACCAUGAAUGCAGACACCUUACUGAAUAUUUUACCUUUAAGCAGGAAUGUAAAAUUAAAUAUUCAGAAAGAGUCUAUGAAGCUUGUAUGGAAGCUUUUGAUAGCCUGCCUCUUGCUGCACUUUUAAACCAACAAUUUCUUUGUGUUCAUGGUGGACUUUCACCAGAAAUACACACACUGGAUGAUAUUAGGAGAUUAGAUAGAUUCAAAGAGCCACCUGCAUUUGGACCAAUGUGUGACUUGCUAUGGUCCGAUCCUUCUGAAGAUUUUGGAAAUGAAAAAUCACAAGAACAUUUUAGUCACAAUACAGUUCGAGGAUGUUCUUAUUUUUAUAACUAUCCAGCAGUGUGUGAUUUUUUGCAAAACAAUAAUUUGUUAUCGAUUAUUAGAGCUCAUGAAGCUCAAGAUGCAGGCUAUAGAAUGUACAGAAAAAGUCAAACUACAGGGUUCCCUUCAUUAAUAACAAUUUUUUCGGCACCUAAUUACUUAGAUGUCUACAAUAAUAAAGCUGCUGUAUUAAAGUAUGAAAAUAAUGUGAUGAAUAUUCGACAGUUUAACUGUUCUCCACAUCCUUACUGGUUGCCCAAUUUUAUGGAUGUCUUCACAUGGUCUUUACCAUUUGUUGGAGAAAAAGUAACAGAAAUGUUGGUAAAUGUUCUGAGUAUUUGUUCUGAUGAUGAACUGAUGACUGAAGGUGAAGACCAGUUUGAUGAACGGCUCAUAUAUGGCAGUAAAAAAGUAGGUUCAGCUGCAGCCCGGAAAGAAAUCAUAAGAAACAAAAUUCGAGCAAUUGGCAAGAUGGCAAGGGUCUUCUCUGUUCUCAGGGAGGAGAGUGAAAGUGUGCUGACACUCAAGGGCCUGACUCCCACAGGGAUGUUGCCUAGUGGAGUGUUGGCUGGAGGACGGCAGACGCUGCAAAGUGCCACAGUUGAGGCUAUUGAGGCUGAAAAAGCAAUACGAGGAUUCUCUCCACCACAUAGAAUCUGCAGUUUUGAAGAGGCAAAGGGUUUGGAUAGGAUCAAUGAGAGAAUGCCACCCCGGAAAGAUGCUGUACAGCAAGAUGGUUUCAAUUCUCUGAACACCACACAUGCCACUGAGAACCACGGGACUGGCAACCAUAGUGCCCAGUGACCCACGGCUUCCCAGGGACUCUCACAUCUCGGGCCCCAAAUGGACAGAUCACCCGAGGAGCUGGAGGGGUCGGCCAAGCUGACUGUAAAUGUCACAGUCCCUCUGGAGAAACCAUUGUGCUUUUGAGACCCCAGUCCCCUUCCUGGACAGAGGCUUGAGGGCCCUGGGACAUGUUGUGCUAUCUGAUAAGAUUGGGUCAUCUCUGCCGAGGUGGAGAGCAGUAAUAAGCAAGGGGCUUGGGGCAAUUACCAGUGGAGGGCAACUACACCUCCAUAUAUGCUUGUGGUUCACACAUUUAAGUUUACAAAUGAGAUUUCUUUUUUCCCUCAGUAGAAUUAGAUUCUGUUUUUCAACCAUGACUUCAAAUGCAGUCCUAAGAGCUAAUGUGGACUCUGCCCUUCCCCCCUCAACCAUGAAAUGUCUUUAAAGGAUGAAUUAGCAUGGUCUUAAAAUACAUUUCUGAGGUUAUUAAGCUGUUUUGAAUUAUGGGCAAAAUACUGAGAAACCCAGUUGGUGUUCAUACAAAAUGCUGACCUCAGGUCUAUAGUUCUUAAAUGUGGCUAAUUCUGUAAUACAACCUUGGUAUUUUUCAAUUAUGAAUGCAACAUUUCUAGGCAUUCUGUUACUUGAACACAAAUCCAGAAAACUAAUUUAGACUCUUUUUUGCCCAGAUGUGAGAUUUAAACCCCAGAGAUGUAAGAAGAAAACCUCUUAAUUUCAAAAUUAUGAAAAAUUACAGAAUUACCCAUUUAAGGUACUUUAAAAGAAGUUUGUACAUUGUCAAAGUAAAUUUUAAUUCAAAUCAUGUCUGUAAAACUUGAUGUAUUUUGUGUAUGCAUGUUUUCAUUUUGCAAAUAUUUAAUAUAUAGACCUAUGAUGUACAGGUACGACAUGUAUAGGUUACCUAGAUGUUAUGAGAAAUUUUAGUUUAUUGUGAGUACUACAGUUGCUUAGCCACCAGGGUGAUUUGCUGCUGGCUUUCUAUCAUUUUUAUGUUUUGAUGCAAAGGAAGAUUUUAAGUCUUUUGGAAGUGUCUUUGAUUAAGCAGUACAGCAUAGAAGCAAUGGUUCUGUUCAAUCAUUCAGAUGUUAAUGAAAGCAUAAAAGUCAAGACUGCAUGUUGAACAUUUUCUUUUAAUAGUUACAGAACUGCUUGGUUAAACUAAAUGGAACCAUGUGCUAAUUUUUCACAAUUAUUGACCUGUAUUGAUUGCCACAGUAGUUUGGUAUUUCCCUUUACUUUGGUGGCCUGCUUCCCUCAUGCCCUGGAAUACAACUCAGAGCUCCAGGCAGUGGAACCAUCUAUUGUUUGUUUGCCAGAAAGUGCACCCUGUAUGGUCUCCUGUCUAAGUUGGAAAUAUUAUGCAUGUGCAGGACUAUUUGAGUAUUUUAUAAACAGUAGCACACAAUAAAUUCCAUGCAUGGGCCGCUGCUCCUA
Manis pentadactyla (Chinese pangolin) is the source of this 3771-nucleotide messenger RNA. It is a transcript of the gene PPP3CB, whose product is annotated as protein phosphatase 3 catalytic subunit beta. The record is from RefSeq and is a predicted model, not a curated record. Gene Ontology annotation, cellular component: calcineurin complex; cytoplasm. Bases 865 to 2334 code for a protein of 489 amino acids. Gene Ontology annotation, molecular function: calmodulin binding; calmodulin-dependent protein phosphatase activity. Lineage: Eukaryota; Metazoa; Chordata; Mammalia; Pholidota; Manidae. The transcript has 15 exons. Gene Ontology annotation, biological process: calcineurin-mediated signaling.